UAUCAAACGAAGAAGACUUUUCAAUUUUUCAUUACGAAACCCCCACUUUCUCUCUCUAGAUUCUCACUCUCUCUUCCAAGAUCUUUCCAUCAAUUUUGUUCUUUCUCGGUUGUCAAUAUUAUUAUUAAUUAUUUCCACCUCAAUUUCGGAUUCUAGCGAUCUGUUUGCAUCUCUAAAUUCGGUCAAUUUCGCUAUAAUUUAGGGCAAAUAUUUAGGGAAAAUGUCUGAAACCCUAGUUUUUGUACUAUUUGCUACUGAUUUCACUGUAAACUGAACCAGCUGAACACCUGAGCUCAAAUUUUGUUGAUUGAUUUGAGUUUGAUUGAUUAUUCAUAUGUAGUAUAGGUUGUUACGGCUUAUAGCUAACCCUAGAAAAGGUAAAAGUGUUUGAUGUACUUGAUUUCGUUGAAAAUAUCCUUUUUUGUUGAAUAGAAACCCUAGAAUAUUAUUAUUAUUGAGUCAUCAUGACUACUGAGUUGGAGAACUCCUCCGCCGUUAACGGUUCUACAGUUUCCGGCGAUGCUAGUUUGUCCUCCGCCGGUAAUCACACGGCGCCGCCACCGGAUAAGCCGGUGAAACGGAAGCGUAAUUUAGCCGGCAUGCCAGAUCCAGAUGCAGAGGUGAUUGCACUAUCGCCGAAGACUUUAAUGGCAACGAAUCGAUUUGUAUGUGAAAUAUGUAAUAAGGGGUUUCAGAGGGAUCAGAACUUGCAACUGCAUAGAAGGGGGCACAAUUUGCCAUGGAAGUUGAAACAGAGGACAAGUAAAGAGAUUAGGAAAAGAGUGUAUGUGUGCCCAGAGCCGUCGUGUGUUCACCAUGAUCCGAAGCGGGCGCUGGGCGAUCUUACGGGGAUUAAAAAGCACUUUUGUAGGAAGCAUGGUGAGAAGAAAUGGAAAUGUGAUCAGUGCUCGAAGAAAUACGCGGUUCAGUCGGAUUGGAAAGCUCAUUUGAAGAUAUGUGGAACAAGAGAGUAUAAAUGUGAUUGUGGGACUUUGUUUUCGAGGAGGGAUAGCUUUAUUACCCACCGAGCAUUUUGUGACGCGUUAGCAGUGGAGACUGCUAAACAUCCGCCAGAAGAUGAACCUACCAAGGAAGAUGAAGAACCAAGCCCUCUACUUAUAGAAUCGGCACCGCAAUCAACCUCAACAGCAUCACCACCCUCACCGCCUACACCAUUGCCGCUUCCUCCACCUCCACCCCAGCCUGCUGCGGCCCCUGCAUUGCCCGUAACAUCUUCAGUUUUGUGUGUUGCAAAAACUCCAGAUUUGCCUGAAAUCGCCAAGAUGAAUCAGGACUCGAUACCUGUUUUGGACGGCCCGCCACAAGUGGUCACGGGGUUGACCAGAAGCUGUAAUGCUAGCUCAACCAACACCGGAAGCACAAGUAGCAGUGUAUUUGCUAGUUUAUUUGCAUCAUCAACCGCAUCAAAAAGUUUUCAAGCACAACCUCAAACAAGUGGAUUCAAAGAUUUUAUUCAGACCAUGAGUCAACCCACACAGACACCCAAUCUUACACUUCCAUCUUCAGUUCAAGAACCCGUAUCACUCUGCUUGUCAACCAGUCAGGGAACCUCGAUUUUCCGAACAGCAGGACAAGAUCUCCGGCAGUAUGCUCCGCCACCUCAGCCCACCAUGUCAGCAACAGCAUUACUUCAGAAAGCUGCUCAGAUGGGUGCAUCUGCGUCCGGUGCAUCACUACUUAGGGGAUACGGUCUUGAGCGAGACGACGCUGAUGUUGGUGCGUCUAUUGGGCUUGGGCUCGGGGUGGGCUAUGAUGGGCGGUCUGGUUUGCAAGAGCUCAUGAUGGGGACUCCGUCUGUAUACGGCCCUAAGCAUGCCACUCUUGAUUUUCUCGGGUUGGGUAUGGCUGUUGGUGGUGGAACAACCAAUGGUUUGUCGGCGCUGAUGACUUCCAUUGGCGGCAAUCUUGACGUUACACCAUCAUUUGGACACGGUGGCAGUGGUGAAUUUCCUGGAAAAGACAUCGGACCGCAGUAGAUGGCCCGGCUUGUAAGUAGACCUAUAUUUUCCUUAUUUUUGUAAUUCUAGCUUGGUAACUCUUGUCUUCUGUAGUAACUAGUAAGUAGAUUAAAUUAUAUGGAAUUUUACUUUUUUGAUGUAAAUUAUUUUUUUAUUUCUAUCAUGUAUAGUUAAAUUCAGGAAAAAACAUAAAUUAUGGGACUCUGGAUCACCGUUUGCAUUUAAAUUUUGUUUUU
Molecule: messenger RNA, 2215 nt
Organism: Helianthus annuus (common sunflower)
Lineage: Eukaryota; Viridiplantae; Streptophyta; Magnoliopsida; Asterales; Asteraceae
Product: zinc finger protein GAI-ASSOCIATED FACTOR 1
Exons: 4
Coding region: 465-1997 (510 amino acids)
Cellular component (GO): nucleus
Molecular function (GO): DNA-binding transcription factor activity
Source: RefSeq, a predicted model, not a curated record